AAAUGACAGCUCGCGCUCUUCACUACGUCUUCAAAGUGGCGAAUCGUGCCAAGACCAUCGACUUUUUCACAAAUGUUCUGAAUAUGAAAGUUCUUCGCCACGAGGAAUUCGAAAAAGGAUGCGAAGCAACUUGCAAUGGACCAUAUAACGGACGAUGGAGCAAGACAAUGAUUGGAUAUGGCUCAGAGGAUGAGCAUUUUGUUCUAGAGAUCACAUAUAAUUAUCCAAUUCAUAAGUAUGAGUUGGGUAAUGAUUAUAGAGCAAUCGUCAUCGAUUCUGAUCAACUCUUCGAAAAAGUCGAAAAAAUCAAUCAUCGUAAAUCUGGAUGUGGAAGACUAGCUGUGAAGGAUCCAGAUGGCCACGAAUUCAAGAUCGGAAAGGCUGAUCAAUCGCCAAAAGUGUUGAGAGUUCAAGUGAAUGUUGGAGACUUAGAGAAAUCCAAGAAAUAUUGGAAUGAAACUCUCGGAAUGCCGAUUGUUGAGGAAAAGUCGAGCAGAAUUCGAAUGAGCUAUGGUGAUGGACAGUGUGAGCUGGAGAUUGUGAAGUCUCAGGAUAAAAUUGAUCGAAAAACUGGAUUCGGAAGAAUUGCAUUCAGUUAUCCUGAAGAUAAGCUCGAAUCUCUCCAAGACAAGAUCAAAUCAGCCAAUGGAACUAUUAUAAACGAGCUCACAACUCUCGAAACUCCAGGAAAAGCCGAUGUUCAAGUUGUGAUUCUUGCCGAUCCAGAUGAGCAUGAAAUCUGUUUUGUUGGUGAUGAAGGAUUCAGAGCUCUCAGCAAAAUUGACGAUAAAGCCGAGUCUGAGCUCAAGGAGCAAAUCAAAAAGGAUGACAGCGAGAAGUGGAUCUAAAUUUUGUCAUUAUAUUUUUAUUUCCAAUGUAUUUUCCUUAUAUAAAUUCGAACAUUCCUAGAA
This is a messenger RNA of Caenorhabditis elegans, 911 nucleotides long. It is a transcript of the gene glod-4, whose product is annotated as Glyoxalase 1. NCBI's taxonomy places the organism in Eukaryota, Metazoa, Nematoda, Chromadorea, Rhabditida, Rhabditidae. The record is from RefSeq and is marked reviewed.